AUGAGAAUCACCUCGACUUUCCAGCUACUUCUCGCAAGUGCUGCCCUAGCAGCACCAAAUACCGAAAAAGCGCUAGCUGUCUCUCGCAAUCACGCUGUUUCGCCGAAGAAUCCUUUUAGGCCCCUGCCGGACACGAGACAACGUACCAAAGUAUGCCAUGUCGACUCUCAUGGUGACGGCUCCGACGACUCCGAGUACAUCCUAGAUGCCAUAAAGAAAUGCAAUAAUGAUGGUAGAGUUGUUUUUGACAAGAACUACACUAUCGGCACAGCGCUAAAUUUGCAGUUUCUCAAGCACAUCGACCUGGAUAUCACUGGUUAUGUGCAAUUCACCAACGACACCGACUACUGGCAAGCAAACGCCUUUAAGCAAAUCUAUCAAAAUGCCACGACUUUCUUCCAACUUGGUGGCGAAGACGUGAAUGUCUACGGCGGCGGCACCCUCGACGGGAACGGACAGGUCUGGUACGACCUAUAUGCUGAAGACGCCCUCAUUCUACGUCCAAUCCUCGUCGGUAUCAUCGGGUUGAGCGGGGGCUCUAUCGGCCCAUUGAACUUGAGAUAUUCGCCACAGUGGUACCAUUUUGUCGCCAAUUCGUCCGACGUUCUUUUCGACGGAUUGGAUAUUUCCGGCUUCAGCACGAGUGACAACGAAGCUAAGAAUACUGAUGGAUGGGACAUAUAUCGCUCCGAGAAUAUCGUGGUUCAGAACUCUGUUAUCAACAAUGGCGAUGAUUGCGUUUCUUUCAAACCAAACAGUACCAAUAUCCUCGUCCAAAACUUACAUUGCAACGGUUCGCACGGUAUUUCUGUUGGGUCCCUAGGCCAAUACAAAGGCGAGGUGGAUAUUGUCGAGAACGUCUUGGUCUACAACAUCUCCAUGUUCAAUGCAUCGGACGGCGCACGCAUCAAGGUCUGGCCUGGCCUUUCCUCUGAACUAUCAACUGAUCUUCAAGGUGGUGGCGGUUCUGGCAAUGUUCAGAACAUCACUUACGACACCAUGUUUGUCGACAAUGUCGACUGGGCGAUUGAGUUGACGCAGUGUUAUGGGCAAAGCAACCAGACGCUAUGCACUGAGUACCCCAGCAAUCUAACCAUUUCAGAUAUCUGGUUCAAGGAUUUUACGGGUGUGACGAGCACAAGUAAGGAGCCAGAUGUGGCGACUCUAAUCUGUUCUAGCCCUAAUGUUUGUUCAAAUAUCUAUGCAAACAACAUCAAUGUCACAAGCCCUACCGGAACAAAUGAAGUUAUUUGUCAAAAUAUGGCAAAAGCUGGGGCCGUUGAGAUCUGGGUUUCACAAUUUCCGAACAGUCUUGAGUUGAGAUCAAAAACCUGGUGUACUGGGUAUUUGAAGCUUCCCAGUGUUUUUUCAACGCCUGGAGUAUUUGCAGUCACCAUGGAGAUGAACUAUGAUGAGUCGACUCUUCAGCACCUCGAGGAGGAGCUGGAUGUCAAAAUAUACCCUGGUACAGAGAUUAUGACCGAUGUAGGGACGCAUCAUUUCGUGAGGUCAUCUGGCGCGUCUUCCGACGUCUUGGUACCGCAACCAUCCAAUGAUCCCCACGAUCCAUUGAACUGGAAUCCGUAUUGGAAACUUGGCGUCAUAUCUCUGAUCACCGCAUCCAACUUCGUCAUGGGAAUGGGUCCUCUCGCCGUGGCUCCAAUGUUUGGGGAUCUCAUGGCAGAAUUCAAAACUGACUUGGCUUCUGUUGUCCAAUUUACCGGUGUCUGCAUUCUGGUUCUUGGAUUUAGCAACUUUUUCUGGGUUCCCGUGUCCGAGACCUUUGGUAGACGCCCAGUCCUCAUAUUCUCGUCUAUUGUUUGUUUAGGGUCCAAUAUCUGGCGGGCAAAGGCAACCACAUAUGGGAGUUUUAUGGGAGCGUGCGUCUUGAACGGCUUUGGUGCUGGGCCCUGUGAGACACUUCAACCUCAAGUCAUUACGGACACUUUCUUCCUUCAUGAACGGGGCUUCUACAACACCUUGUAUUUUACUUUUUAUUUCGGAUCUUUGAUGGUUGGUCCCAUCCUGUCUGGUUCCAUGGCUCUCCAUGUUGGCUGGCGGAGCUUCUGGUGGCUCAAUGUGGCUGCAUUCGCUUUCAUUAUUGUCAUAUCAGUUUUCCUGUUCCCGGAGACAAAGUGGCACCGGCUCCAUCCUCGAGAGAUUCAUCGGGCUACUUCUCAAGAGCGCCAACAAGUCAACAAGGAUGAAAAGGGCUCUGCCUCUCAAGAGGAAGAAGUCUGCGAUCCUUUCUUGCACAAGGGUCAUCCAUCAAAAAGCCAAUUCAACAUAUAUCAACCAUGCCAAAACUGGGUAAAAACAAUGCUUUUAUCUUUCUGGACACCCUGGAGAUUGCUUUUGUACCCCAUUGUCGAAUACGCUGCUUUUGUCGUCUCGUGGUCGGCCAGUUGCUUUUUGACGGCCAAUCUGACCCAGAGCCAGGCGUUUGCCGCUCCUCCCUACAACUGGUCUAGUCAGUCGGUGGGAUUCACAAAUUUUGCAACGCUGGCCGGUGCUCUUAUCGGCUUGUUCACCAAUGGACCGUUGUCGGACUGGAUCUCGAUGCGCGCGACGAAACGCAACCGCGGUAUUCGAGAGCCUGAAAUGAGAUUGCCGACUUUGAUACCCUACGUACUGAUUUCCAUUUUGGGGAAUUUCAUCAUUGCAUUUGGCUAUGAAUACCGUUGGGACUGGAGGGCCAUCGUAAUCGUCGGAUACACCUGCGCCGGUAUACAAGUCGCCGCCCUGCCCGCGAUUGCGAGUACAUAUGCAGUCGACAGCUACAAACCCGUGGUUGGAUCAGUAUUUAUCGCGAUCACGGUUAAUAAAAAUUUAUGGGGUUAUGGGUUUAGUAAGUUUAUCACCACAUGGACAGAGGAGUCGGGGUAUAUACCGGCGAUUAUGUUGAACAUGUGUUUGGCGACGCUUUGGUUCUCGUUUGGAAUUGUUUUUUACUUUUAUGGGAAGCGGUUUAGGAAGUGGACGGCCAAGUCGGAUUUGCAUGAUGCAAAUUGA
Talaromyces rugulosus is the source of this 3012-nucleotide messenger RNA. RefSeq lists its product as uncharacterized. The record is from RefSeq and is a predicted model, not a curated record. Gene Ontology annotation, molecular function: polygalacturonase activity; transmembrane transporter activity. NCBI's taxonomy places the organism in Eukaryota, Fungi, Ascomycota, Eurotiomycetes, Eurotiales, Trichocomaceae. Bases 1 to 3012 code for a protein of 1003 amino acids. The transcript has 15 exons. Gene Ontology annotation, biological process: transmembrane transport; carbohydrate metabolic process.